Molecule: messenger RNA, 1871 nt
Organism: Aaosphaeria arxii CBS 175.79
Lineage: Eukaryota; Fungi; Ascomycota; Dothideomycetes; Pleosporales
Product: putative MFS transporter
Exons: 4
Coding region: 193-1734 (513 amino acids)
Biological process (GO): transmembrane transport
Cellular component (GO): membrane
Molecular function (GO): transmembrane transporter activity
Source: RefSeq, a predicted model, not a curated record
CUCGAGGGCGUCUUCCGUGACUGGAUCGCAUGAAGCCGACGCGUUUUCGGAUCCAGAGUCUGGGGUAGCUCCUAAUCUAUAAGUACCAGAAGAGCAUCGCGAAACGAGUUGCCCUCCUCCACCCUCCUAGUUCGUCGCAUCCUUCAAAGUCUUUCGAUUAUCGUCUGCUCUUCUUUGACAGUCAUUCCUAACAUGGCUGCGAUGAGUAACGCGGAGCUCUCUGGUGACGAGAAAUACACCGUGAACCACUCGGAACACAUGAAGAACGAUGAUGCCCACAACGCGGCAGAGCGCGGCCAUGUGGCAACAGAUGCUCAGGGCAAUUCACUCAUAACGUUCGAUCCUAAGGCCGAAUCACGUCUCCGAUGGAAGAUCGAUCUCUACAUCGUCCCGACUGUCGCACUGCUUUAUCUAUUCUGCUUCAUUGAUCGAGCAAAUAUUGGCAAUGCUAGAUUGGCGGGACUGGAAAAGGACCUCAAAUUGAAGGGAUACGAUUACAACACCGUCCUUUCCGUUUUCUAUAUCUCUUACAUCGUUAUGGAAAUUCCCGCCAAUAUGCUCUGCAAAUAUAUGGGACCGGGUUGGUUCAUUCCUAUCACCAGUUUGGGAUUCGGAAUCAGUUCGAUCGGCACGGCUUUCGUUCACGACAUCCAUGCCGUCUGUGGUGUUCGUUUCAUCCUGGGUGUUUUUGAGGCCGGUAUGCUUCCCGGAAUCGCCUACUACAUGUCCCGUUGGUACCGCCGUUCCGAGCUUGCAUUCCGUCUUUCGCUUUAUAUCGUCAUGGCGCCUUUGGCCGGUGCUUUCGGUGGUCUUUUGGCAUCUGCCAUUCUGAAGUUGGAUAGCUUUGGAAGCCUCACUCGCUGGCGCAUGAUUUUCGCCAUUGAAGGCAUCAUCACCUGCAUCCUGGCCUUGAUAUCUUUUGUCACCCUCACCGACCGACCAGAAACUGCACGAUGGCUUACACAGGAAGAGAAGGACCUUGCAAUUGCCCGUGUCAAGUCUGAGCGUGUUGGAACCACCGAAGUCCUCGACAAGAUUGACUGGACCAAGACUCUUCGAGGCAUCAUCAACCCUUCUACCCUGGCAACCUCCUUCAUUUUCCUCCUCGACAACAUCACCGUCCAAGGUCUUGCUUUCUUUGCUCCAACAAUCGUCAGGACGAUCUAUCCCAAGGACUCCGUGAUCUCGCAACAGCUCCACACAGUACCACCGUACAUUGUUGGCGCAUUCUUCACCGUCCUGCUCCCGUUCCUCUCUUGGCGUUUCGAUCGUCGCCUCAUCUUCAUGAUUGCCUCCGCUCCUCUGAUGAUGGCCGGCUACAUCAUGUUCCUCGCCACUACAUCUACGCAAGUCCGCUACGGAGCCACAUUUAUCAUCGCUUCGGGCGCUUUCUCGUUCGGUGCACUUUGUAACGCCCAAGUGUCUGCAAACGUUGUUUCCGACACUGCGCGCGCUUCUGCUAUCGGCACCAACGUCAUGUUCGGAAACAUUGGCGGUCUCAUUUCGACUUGGAGCUUCCUUCCAGCCGAUGCGCCCAACUUCCCUAUCGGCAAUGGACUCAACCUGGCCACGAGCUCUGUCGUCUUGCUUUCCAGCGUUGCGCUGUUAUUCUGGAUGAAGGCAAGCAAUCACCGCAGGAAGCAGAAGAACGUGGAGCAAGAAUUGGAAGGAUUGACGACACAGCAAGUGCAGGAUCUAGAUUGGAGACAUCCUGCUUUCCGGUGGAGGCCUUGAAAGCUGCCAUCUCUGCAGGACAUUCUCAAAGCACUUUUCGAACAGCCAUGCCACUUUAGUAUUAGGGAUUUAGCACGUGAUGUAAUUGAUCGAGUAAUAUAAGGAUGCUGGCUUCACUCCGCUUCACACAAUUUGAC